AUGUCGGAUCAUACGGCUUCGCUGGAAGAGUCGCAAGCGGCUCGCUUGCCCGUUGGCUACCGCGACUCGUGCAGCGCGUACGUUGAGAAACAAACUUACGCUAGCUUGCUGAUCCCCCUGAACAAGUGCCGACGGAGCACGUUGUAUGCGCCAUGGAAGUGUGAAGAGGAGCGCCACACAUAUGAGAGUUUCUUGCAGCGCCAAAAGAAGCUGCGGCAAAUGGUCGCAGAGGCCGCGGCCGCUGCUGAGGACGACUAG
This is a messenger RNA of Malassezia vespertilionis, 258 nucleotides long. RefSeq lists its product as uncharacterized. The record is from RefSeq and is a predicted model, not a curated record. Gene Ontology annotation, cellular component: mitochondrion. NCBI's taxonomy places the organism in Eukaryota, Fungi, Basidiomycota, Malasseziomycetes, Malasseziales, Malasseziaceae. The transcript is spliced from 3 exons. Bases 1 to 258 code for a protein of 85 amino acids.